Messenger RNA from Macadamia integrifolia, 3887 nucleotides. RefSeq names its product protein MAIN-LIKE 1-like. NCBI's taxonomy places the organism in Eukaryota, Viridiplantae, Streptophyta, Magnoliopsida, Proteales, Proteaceae. Bases 256 to 1947 code for a protein of 563 amino acids. The transcript is spliced from 6 exons. The record is from RefSeq and is a predicted model, not a curated record. Gene Ontology annotation, biological process: meristem maintenance; meristem development.
ACUAUGUAUUUCCGAAAGGGGAAAGAAUGGGUUGCUGGUUUCAGUUGUUCAGACUAUAGAUUUCUGAGAGGAGGAAGAUGGGUUGUUGGUUUCAGGAGAUUUAGGGCACUCUUCAAUAAGGGAGAAGGACGGCGAGAGAAGGACUGGAGGGAGAAGAAUCGAUUGACUCACCCAUCCACUUCUCAUUCACACACAGAGAGAGACAGAGGAGGGGAGAGAACUGGUGUUGUGUGAGUGCUCCUUCCAUUUACGAUUAUGAAGUUUCUUCUCUUGGAACUCUUAGUUGUUCCUGUCACUUCUUCUAGUGCUGCUCCGGCUCCUGCUCCAUCGCCAUGGAAGAAAGAUAAAGGAGGGGAGAGAACUCAAACCAGACACAGUGACUGUGCGAGUCACUAUCAUUUAGGGUUCGUGGGUCUACGCGAGUGCUCUAUUGGGAUCAAUAAACCUUAUAUCGUUCAUCUUCUUUGGGUUGGUUGUUCAUCUGAGAGAAUCGAACGAAUCCCAUUCCCAUGUUUGUUCGUGGGUCUACAUGAGUGCUCUGUUGGGAUCAACAAACCAUACCAUCGGUCACCUUCUUCACAUAACUUGAGGUGCAUAAUUUCGGUGGAUCCUCUCCAAUUGGACAUUAUACGAAGGAUCUCAGAAAACAGAGCAAUGCAUGGUGAGAACAACCGACCUUUUAGGGCAUGGACAUAUUCUAGUAUGUCUGAAAAUUUGGAGAGUGAAUAUGAAUCUACUGAUAGUGGAGAUGUUAGAGGGCAAGCCAUGGUUAGUAAUGUUGUAGAUGAUUCAGUAUUGUCAAUUGGAGCAUCCAUUGAUAAAGAUAUAUCAAGUACGAACAUUGUUCUAUAUGAUCAAUCCAAUCACGUUUCAAAGUUGAUCUGGAAGGGUGAGAAGAGACAUGUGCUACUGAGUAAUGAGCAUAGUCGAAUCUCCACUAAGUGGAAGUUGAGUAAAGUGCUAAAGUGGUUAGUUGAGAUUGUUGGAUUCAAGUACUUACGCCUUAUAGGGGAUUUCCAAAUGGAUCGGUGUCUAUUGACAGCAUUAGUGGAUAGGUGGCGAAAUGAAACUAAUACAUUUCACAUGCCACGAUUUGAGAUGACUAUAAAUUUGGAAGAUGUGGCAUAUAUUUUGGGUCUUAGAGUAAUCAGGAAGGCUGUUACUAGGAAAAUGUACAAGGAGCCUGAGGAUAUACUAGGCAUGGUACUUGGACAACAUCCCUCAGAUCCUACCAACACGAAGGCUCUACGGAGUGGUUGUGUGAAGCUAACAUGGUUGAGGAACCAAUUUUCCCAGCUGCAAAGCAAUGCUUCUAAAAUAGAUGUUAUUUGUGCUACUCGGGCAUAUUUGUUGCAUCUUCUUGGAACUACCAUAUUUGCUAACACAUCCGGAAAUAUGGUUAGCGUUUCAUAUCUACCGUUGCUUGCUGAUUUCGUUGAAUGUGUAGAAUAUGCAUGGGGCGUUGCUACUAUAGCUUUCUUGGAUAGGGCAUUGAUGCGUGCCUCAAGGAAGAACACUGCUAAUAUUGGAGGUUCAAUGACCCUAUUUACAGUAUGGGCUUAUGAGCACCUAGGGGUUGGUAGACCAGAUGUUGUUCGCCUAUGUAGGCCUUUCCCCCGAGCUGUUAGAUGGAAAUGCCGGCGCAGAACUGACAACAUUCAUAAUUGCUAUAGACCGUAUCGGCAAGAGCUUGAUCAACUUAAGGAAUGCGAGGUCAAUUGGCAACCAUAUGCAACACUUGCGAGUGCUCCUCUUGUUGGUCUUAUAGGAUCAUAUAUAGGUUUGGCUCGCACAUGGCUAAUUCAUUUCAAUGUGGUUGAGAUGCAUCUCCCACAUCGAUGUUUGCGUCAAUUUGGACUAGAACAAAAUGUGCCUCAAAGUGUCGCUAGAUGGCAGCGUCACACGGUGGCUAGGCUAGGCAUAGAUUAUGAGGAUUUAUUUCAAUGAGAGGUGAGUGAGUGGACAUACUUCAAUGACUCCUUUGAAAUAGUUAAUGCUCCCCCAGAGUCGAACCCAGGAAUUACACAAUCAGAUUACCUUAAGUGGUAUCUAAGGGUCAGCCAUGUUAGGAUUCAUCCUCCUCAUGAAGUUGACAACCAACGCCCCAAUGAGUAUAGGUUGAAAGGUUAUGGAGAUAGUGAAGCAUUGGACUUGGUAGGUUAACAAUUUUGAAUGAAUUAAAGAGUUGUUCAUUGCCUUUAGCGAAUUGUCUUAGAACACUGAAUUGUUCAAUAUUUCAUAUUUGUCUAUUAAUAUUUUUUUCAUCAUCAGCAUCGUCUUAUCCAUCGGGUCAGCUCCAACCUCUAUUGGAGCCACUUUUAAUUGAUGAUGUAGGUGUGCAGAUCCACGAGUUGGUAGACAUGUUAGCCAAGGAAGGUUAUGAUGAUUCAUGUCCUAAUACAUAAGUGAAACACAUUGACAAUCCUCUGCCCACAACGAUCGAAGGUAUUUCUUCAACAACUGAAUUUGAAAAGUACAAUGGAUCUGAUGAAUCAGUCUCAAAUAGUGACAGUAGUACAUAUUCCACUCGUAGUCCACAAGCACAUCCACAAUCAAUGGAUGAGAAUGUGGCAGUGUCUGUAGGCAAUGAUCAUUGCUUUCAACAUUCUAUUGUCCCCACUCACAUUACAUCUGGUGCGGUUUCCAGUUCAGCUUUUGUGGAUACUACUAACCACAUUGAGAUUAGGAACAUAGAAUCAGAUACUAGUCAAAUUAGGCAUGUUUAGAUUAGUGUGUCCUCUAGAGGUUCGUUGUCGAACUCAGUUGUGGAAUGUCAAAAUACAACAUUGCUUGUCCCUACGUUGGAACAACAAAUUAUUUAUCCAUUGGGAGUGGGUUCACCUGAUAUGGACAAAUCCGUACAACAAACAGUCUCUAUAGGGGCCAUGACAGAUGUGAUAAAACAUUCGAUGGGCACACGAAAUGUGGCAAAGAAACUUGUUGUACGUAAGAAGGCAUGGUGGAGAUACUAGUUUACCAUGAUGGUUUUAUUUUUUUGUGAAUGACUACAAGGUGGUGUUUUUUGUUUUGGAUUGACCUAAGAUGGCCAGUGAAAAAAUGUUGCAUCAUUUAGUGGUUGUAAAAAAAUGUGGUAUGGUAAACAAGGUAGUGUCUUUUAUUUUGGUUAUUUUUAUAUUAUGAUUCAUAAUGCCAACUGUUAUAACAUGUCAAACUAGACAAAUUUGAAACCUAGUUCUUUUUUUUUUUAUUGUAUGUCUGGUGGUUUUAGAAACUAUGACUCUGUCAUUUGUAUAUCACGAAGGGUGAUGACUUAUUAUUUUAAUAUCUCAUGUUUAUUGAAACUACAUUACAUCAUAAUUCUUCAAACUAUCUCUGGCUAGAUAGUUAAAUCCUUUGGAAAAAUAUAUAUAUCUGGUGCUUAAGGGGGUGUUUGGUUUGGUAAAUCCUCAGGAUGACAUUCUUUAGCAUGAUAAUUCUUAAUUUUUUGAGUUGUUUGGUUCCACUAUGAUGACUCUCAUAAGAGAGGCACCUACUUCCAAUGAAUGACUAUAUUACAAAGGUGGAGGGAAACUUUUAGUUUAUGUCAACACUAAAACUCAGAUUUGAGCAACCAUCUUCACCCUUACUAUAAAAGGGGAAAGUGGGAAGAUGUUCUCUAUGGAGGCCACUAGACCCAUGCUAAUGUGAAGAAACUGCUCUGGUUCGAUACCCUCUCACACUGAGAGUCCACCGCCGGUGACUGGUAAGCUCUCUCUUUCUCUCUCUCACUCACACACACUUUCUCGUUUUCUCUGCCUACCGCUCUCUAUUUUGAUUUCAUGGAGUUGUAUGGUUAGGUUUUUAAAACCAAAAUCUACUGCUCUCUCUCUCUCUCUCUCUCUCUCUCUCUCUCUCUCUCUCUCUCUCUCUCUCUCUCUCUCUCUCUC